AUGGGGAAAGCUAUUAAAGCCGAGGGUAAUGCUACUAAAUAUGACGGUAAUACCAAGGACAUUAGGAAGUUCUCUCUUUGGAAUUUUUGGGUUUGUUCUACUGCCCUUAAACUCCUACUGAUUCCUGGUUACUUCAGCACAGACUUUGAUGUUCAUAGAAAUUGGCUGGCCAUUACGAAUAAACUGCCGAUGAAAGAUUGGUACGUUGAAGCUACAAGUCAAUGGACUUUGGAUUAUCCACCUUUCUUUGCUUAUUUUGAAUGGUUUUUAUCACAGUUUGUUCCGGGCGUUGUCAAAAAAGAUGGUUGUUUGGAUAUUGUAGAAGUUGGACAAUUUGGCAUGCCAACUAUUAUUUUCCAAAGGUUGACGGUGAUAUUCAGUGAAAUUCUGCUGUUUGUCGUUCUACAAAUAUAUAUCAACAAGAGUAAUAUCAGCGAAAAGUCGGCUAACUUCGUGAUGGCCAGCAGUAUCGUUCUCUCACCAGGGUUUUUGAUAAUCGACCACAUCCAUUUCCAGUACAAUGGUUUUCUAUUUGCCAUUCUUAUUGCUUCAAUAAUUGCUGUGAAACAUCAGAACUAUCUGUUGUGCGGUGCGUUAUUCACUACUGCCCUUUGUUUCAAGCACAUCUUCCUCUAUCUGGCGCCGAGUUUUUUUGUUCUUUUGUUAAGAGCAUAUGUUUUGGAUUUUUCAAACUUCAAAUUCAAAAGCUACAUCGAUCUCAUUAAUAUUGUAAGAUGGUCACAUCUUUUCAAACUUGCUGGAGUAGUACUCUCAAUUUUCGCCAUUUGUUUUAUGCCAUUUAUUAGCAUGAUGCCCCAGCUUUUAUCGCGGCUUUUUCCUUUCUCUAGGGGCCUUACACAUGCCUACUGGGCUCCAAACUUUUGGGCUGUUUAUUCGUUUUUGGACAAAGUUUUGACAAUUAUGAUGUUGAAACUCCCUUACGUUCAUAAAUUUAUUUCAAAUUUUAUCGCUCCGCCAUUAAUACCAUCGUCUAUCGACGAGAUAAGAGAGCGAGUCGCUCAUAACAAUGUGGGGACAAGAGGUUUGGUUCAGGAUGUAUAUUUUGUAAUCCUGCCGCAGAUCCAACCAAAGUUGACUUUCAUGCUGACGCUGUUUUAUCAAAUACUUGCCGUUAUUCCAGUUCUCUUUAAUCCUUCUUUCAAAAGAUUCAUUGGCUCGCUCACUCUUUGUGGCUUCGCUUCUUUCCUUUUUGGCUGGCAUGUACAUGAAAAGGCCAUCAUGUUGGUAAUAAUUCCAUUCUCUUUCCUCGUGACCUCGGAUCGAAGAUUGCUUACCCCUUUCCGUCUGGUUGUAGCAGCAGGAUAUGUCUCACUCUUUCCUCUCCUCCAUGAAUCUCAGGACUUUUUGAUCAAAGUACUAUACACACUGGUUUGGGGUAUCAUUUACUUCUUUGCAUUAAGACAGACAACCAAAGUCUCAUCAAGCGUUCAAAGACGUGUUUUCUUUUUCGAUCGCUUUGCGAUGGCUUACAUUGCAUUGCUUGCUCCCCUAGUUAUUACAAUCCAACUUUUAGAUGUUAUGAAAUGGAAGUACGCCUUACUUCAAAAAUUCGAAUUUGCAGGCUUGAUGGUUUACAGCAUUUACUGUGCAAUUGGUAUCCUUUCUUCCUGGAUGGGUCUUUCAUGGUUGUAUAACUUUGAUGAACCUUUAUGGUUAUAA
Molecule: messenger RNA, 1680 nt
Organism: Lachancea fermentati
Lineage: Eukaryota; Fungi; Ascomycota; Saccharomycetes; Saccharomycetales; Saccharomycetaceae
Source: the annotation of a GenBank genome assembly